GGUUUGGGUUUUUAGAGGAUUUUGAUGAUAUUUUAGGGUUUGUGAAAUAUGGGGUUAGGGGGUGAUGAUUCAAAGGUGGGGAAGGUGAAGGGUUUGGAUGUGGAGAAAUCAAAGAGGAGUAACAAAGAGGUUUUAGGGUCUGGGGAGUUGAGAGGGAGUUGGGUUAAGUUGAGGUUCAUUACUUGUUGUAUUUCUUCAAGUUCAAGAUCUAAGGUUGAUACCUCUAUCAGUGGCAUCAGUACUCACUGUGAAAGUAAAUGCACAAAUGAUACGAGUAUAGACCAGCCCGCUGCUCCGGUAAUUUCUUCGACUGCUACCAGCAUUGCGGAAAGCAAUUCGUCUACCUCCAAACUCGAAGAGGAACUUAAAAUCUCAUCUCGGCUUCGGAAGUUCACGUUUAAUGACCUGAAGUUGGCAACGAGAAAUUUUAGACCCGAAUCGCUUCUUGGCGAAGGAGGUUUUGGCUGCGUGUUCAAGGGGUGGAUCGAAGAGAACGGCACAGCGCCAGUCAAACCGGGGACGGGACUUACUGUAGCUGUGAAAACUCUGAAUCACGAUGGGCUUCAGGGUCACAAAGAGUGGCUGGCCGAAGUGAAUUUUCUCGGUGACCUCGUUCAUCCUAAUUUGGUGAAACUGGUCGGUUACUGUAUCGAAGAUGAUCAGAGGCUUUUGGUUUAUGAAUUCAUGCCCCGAGGAAGCUUGGAAAACCACCUAUUUAGGAGGUCUCUGCCUCUUCCUUGGUCUGUUAGAAUGAAAAUUGCUCUCGGUGCUGCUAAAGGGCUUGCUUUUCUUCACGAGGAAGCACAAAGACCAGUCAUAUACCGUGAUUUCAAAACAUCCAACAUCCUAUUAGAUGCUGAUUACAAUGCCAAACUUUCUGAUUUUGGACUUGCCAAAGACGGUCCAGAGGGCGAUAAGACACAUGUCUCUACUCGUGUCAUGGGAACCUACGGUUAUGCAGCACCAGAGUAUGUGAUGACAGGACAUUUGACAUCGAAGAGUGAUGUCUACAGUUUUGGUGUAGUUCUUCUUGAAAUGAUUACGGGUAGACGAUCAAUGGACAAGAACCGGCCUAACGGGGAACAUAACCUAGUGGAAUGGGCACGGCCACAUCUGUGCGAAAAAAGGAGGUUUUACCGGUUGAUAGAUCCCCGGCUCGAGGGUCAUUUUUCCAUAAAAGGCGCCCAGAAAGCUGCACAAUUGGCUGCUCGGUGCCUUAGUCGGGACCCAAAAGCUAGACCGAUGAUGAGCGAAGUCGUUGAAGCCUUGAAGCCUUUGCCGAAUCUGAAAGACAUGGCGAGCUCGUCCUACUAUUUCCAGACCAUGCAAGCCGAUCGGAUCGCGUCCAGCCCGAACACUAAAAACGGCGUUAGAUCGCAGGGUGCGUUCUCGAAGAACGGACAGCAAAACCCGAGGAGCCUUUCGAUACCGAAUGGUUCUCAUGCUUCGCCGUAUCGUCAGUUUUCCCAGAAUUCACCAAAACCAAAUGGUAAAGCAUAGAAUUGUGAGGAGUGAAGCCAUUACCCACCCUUUUCUCCCAUUCUUUUUCUCUCUCCCUUGAGAUUAUGGAAAUAUAUUUUGUUGGCUCAUUGUCCAUGGAUAACUAACAAAGGAAAAAAAGAACAGGUUAUAUUAAGUUACUGUUAGUUUGAGAGUGGUAAAGCCCCUCUGGAAAAAAAAAAAAAGAAUGUAAUUUAAACAGAGCUGAUGUGAUGUGAUGUCCAUGGAGUAAAUAUUUCAUUUCAUUGUGUUUAUACAUC
Molecule: messenger RNA, 1760 nt
Organism: Ipomoea triloba (trilobed morning glory)
Lineage: Eukaryota; Viridiplantae; Streptophyta; Magnoliopsida; Solanales; Convolvulaceae
Product: probable serine/threonine-protein kinase PIX7
Exons: 6
Coding region: 49-1500 (483 amino acids)
Biological process (GO): protein phosphorylation
Molecular function (GO): protein kinase activity; ATP binding
Source: RefSeq, a predicted model, not a curated record